AAACAUUUGCUUUUAUUUUGGAAAACUACUAAGGGUUGAUGAGAACAUCACCCCCUCAUGUGAUCUUGCCUUAUUGUUGUUGUUGUUGUUGUUUAAAAUCACUGAACAAUACCAAAUACAGUAGUCCAAAACAAUUGGUUAAUAUACAGUGAUCGGGGUCUUUCUAAUUCACUUAAAUUCAAAAUAUUUUUUUAUAUCAGAUUAUCCGAUUAAUUGAUGGGAUAACAGUCAGAAUAAUCAAUUCAAAAAUAUCGUGCCAGCUAUCUACAUCAUACAUAGGUAUUAUAUUUUUGAAUUCAAGACGUCCAUGUGUGUUCAACCCUGCAAUCUAUGUGCAACCCUGAAGUAUUCUGCCAAUAUUCCAAAGUGAUAAUAAAUUCUGGAAAGAUGUAUAAAUAUAAGCGACAUUGACUGUGGUUUCAGUCUUCAUCGAAACAUGAUUGCAACACAACUAAACAAGACUUUCUUCUACAUUUUAUAAUUACGCAUGUGAAAUUUGACAUCCACAAAUUCGGUCGUAGUAAUUAAAAGCUGAUUUUUUUUAGAAUGAUAUCAGACAAUACACAAACACCAUACUCAACUCUAAAAACAACAAAAAAGACCUAAAGUUAGUCGAAAGUUCGUGUUUAAUUCAUUGUCUGUCUGAUUUGCUUUUUUGUAUAUUGCGUUUUCAAUAAAGAUUGUCAGAAAAAAUUAUCACUUUUCACGUUUACAAAAAAGAGGUGAAAUAGAGAAAAAUGUAAAAUAUCUCAAGAAAAGCAAAAAACAAUAACUGUACAACCGCCUUUUGGUUUAUUUAGUUACGUAAUGCACUGAAGAAUGCUGAGUCCUGAGAGUGGAUCUAGUUUCUGUCUUUCUAUACUCAAAAGCAACGCGAGUGCUCGGCGCAUGCGCAAAUUCUAAAACGCGAUUUGCACAAGGGGCCAGCAUCAAGAUGGCGGGAGCCUCCGACCCGCUGGAGGACAUGCUCUUCAAUGAAGUAGACGAGAAGGCAGUCAGCGACUUAGUUGGCUCUCUGGAAUCGCAACUGGGGGAGGCCGAAGGCCCUGCCUAUUCCGCCGGCAAACGCGAGGGAGCUCAGGCCGCCGCCACUCACUUCUCAGGGAAAGUGCGCGAGCAAGAGCCGCAACAAGGACACCCGGGGGCGGCUUUAAAGCUCCAGCCUCCCGCCGCUCAGCUUCUCCCCUCAUACUCUUCUACCUCCGGCGGCGGGAGCGCGGCUCCAGUCAGUGGCGGCGCCGGCCCCGGCCCCGAGACGUUUGGUCCGGCUGCUUCGAGCUCGCCCGUCCGCGCGCCGGCAGUUCAAACUUUGAGUGCCCAGCCCGCCGCUGCCGUUAGCUUCCAGCGGGCUGCCGAAGCCAGCGGCAGGACGGCGUCGCCCGGCUUGCAAAGUUUGAACGGUACCGCGGGAGCUGUCAAGUUGCUCAGCUCUGCCGCCUCGACAACAACGACGACAACAACAUCAACAAUAACAACGACGACGACGGGGGCGGCGGUGACGGCGACGGCGACGGCGACGACGACGAUGGUGUAAAUCAUUGAGACGGCGAAUAGCCCCCUUUCGGUC
Molecule: messenger RNA, 1567 nt
Organism: Hippocampus comes (tiger tail seahorse)
Lineage: Eukaryota; Metazoa; Chordata; Actinopteri; Syngnathiformes; Syngnathidae
Product: transcription initiation factor TFIID subunit 4-like
Exons: 2
Coding region: 935-1534 (199 amino acids)
Source: RefSeq, a predicted model, not a curated record